Fundulus heteroclitus (mummichog) is the source of this 3770-nucleotide messenger RNA. RefSeq lists its product as uncharacterized. Gene Ontology annotation, cellular component: nucleus. NCBI's taxonomy places the organism in Eukaryota, Metazoa, Chordata, Actinopteri, Cyprinodontiformes, Fundulidae. The transcript is spliced from 5 exons. The record is from RefSeq and is a predicted model, not a curated record. The coding region runs from base 248 to 1708 and encodes 486 amino acids.
AAAAUGGCGUCACGGCCAAGGCAGCCACAUGUGGGCGGGAAAAUGCCGCUGCGCCUCUACUCGGCUAUUUUCGGCCUCCGUCGGAAAACAUGCGGAGCAGCAGUAGCAGCGAGCGACGUGGAGCGCGCAGCCGCCGGAGGAGCACCGCGACCCGGGCGAGAUUUCCCCCAGCGUGCGGUCAGGGUGUGGGCGCGGGGAGCGGGCAAGAGAAGCAUGAGAGAGGCCUCCAAGCGCAGGGGCCGAGAUCAUGAACGGGGCCGUGUACAUUUCGUUUUUCCAGGGCCAGCUGGAGUCCGUGCUGGAGCAGGUCGUUCAGCUCGCCGUCCAGGAAAUCAGCAAGUCGGUGGGCUCCAGCCUGAACGCGCUGCUGCUGGAGACGGCCGCCAAGGAGCAGGAAAACCGCCGGCUCCGCACGCAGCUGCAGACCCGGGAGGGCCGGGAGGGCCGGGGCUCCACCUCCCCGGAGGACGGAGGCUCCGCGGCCGUCGGUAGGAGCAGCAAGGCGGGCGACGAGCGCGGCGACGGCGGCAGGACAAAGCCCGAGCCACGCGGCGCCGGAGCGCGAGGCGGCGAGCCCGUGACGUCGGUGGACCCGCGGCGCCUGGAGCAGAGAGGACGGGUCGUAGACCAGCUGAAGUCCGUCAUGGAGCAGGUCCUCGCCUUCGCUCUGCGCGAGCUCACCAAGAUCGUGGAGGCGUCGUUCGACGACCUUCUGCUGGAGAUCACCAAGAUGGAGAAGGAGCAGCAGACGCUGGAGGAGAAGCUGGGGAGGAGCUCCGAGCGCGGGGGGGCAGAGAAGGGGCGAGGAGGGAGGAGGCGGGGCUCCGUCAACGACUCGGUGUCACCCAGCGGGUCCGAGGACACCCGGGAGGAACCGGCCGAGGAGUCCAAGGAGACGCCGCCGCCGCCGGCAGAAGGACCCGAGCGUCCCCCGGACCGCCCCGCCCCCCAGGACUGGGUUCCCAUCCUGGACAAGGUCUUCGGCCAGAAAUGGUGCAGCGAAGUCUGGCCGAUGAAAGGCGAAGGCGGCGACGGCUGCGGCGAUGGGCGGAGCCUGAGUGAGGGGGGGGCUCGCCAUGGAGACCUCGUCUCCUCGGUGAUCCUGCAGCCCUCCCCCUCCUCCCCCCAGCAGGACCCCCGCUGGACUCCUCUGGAGGACAUGGAGGUGUUUUCUCCUGAUGAUCAAGAUGCUGCCGACAGUCAGACUACAGCUGCCGCCGCCGCCUCACCUGUCCCUGGACCCCCCCUCAGCCCUUCAGACUGCCGCUCCUCCGCCUCCAUGCUGCACCGCCUCCUCACGCUGCCGUCUCAGCUGCUGGGCGACGACGACGACGCCGAGGCCAAGGAGACGCUGAUGGCCAUGGCGACCAACGGCGGCAGCGAGCAGCGGGACGACGGCGAGCCGCCCGACCGGGUCCGGCCGGAGGAGGACGAGGAGGACGAGGAGGAGGGAGACAAGGGGAGGAAGACGAAGCGGCGCCGCGUGUGGUCCGAAUGCGAGGAGUGCGGCCGCAGGUUCAGCCGGAUGUCGCUCCUGAAGGCCCACCGCCAGACUCACGCCGGCGAUGCGGGCGGCGCCGACACGUCCUCGUCUCCGCCGGCCGGCGCCGCCUCGCCGCUCCGCUGCUCCGAGUGCGGCAAGAGGUUCUCCUCCAACACGCGGCUCCACAGCCACGUCCGGACCCAGCACCCGGAGAACCGGUCCUGAGACCGACAGCCCAGGGUCCGGCACACGGUACCCCGGUGCUUUUACUCUGAAAGGCAGCAGGAAGUGGGAUCAGGGAGGCCCGUUUUACCUCAGAACCAGAGCGGAGUUCCGGUUCUAACGUGCAAACUGGAUCGGCUUGAACAGAAACCCAGAAGAACCGAGAUCUUCACCAACAGAAGGCAGUUUUUCAUGAAUUUCAACGUUUCUGGGGUUCAGAAGCAAAACAGAAGGAGCGAGUUAAGGGAACCAGAACCAGAACCAGAGGUCCAGACCCAGGGAGACCAGUUACCGAGCUGCAGCUAUUCAUCGUUUGUUGAACCGAAGUCUGUUGCCGGUGGACGCGGCUCGCGGUCCGCCGCCAUUUUUAUCCACUUUUCUGACAAAGUGACAAACUAAAGCGAGGUCCAGAGAGGUUCCCGCCCGGAACCAGAACCACUGGAGGAGGACCGACCUGCAGGUCUGAUCUGAGAUCUGAGCUGAGGUGAAGGUUUCACGGCCGCAGGACUCAGAACUGAACUCGGACCAGAAUCUGACCCAGGAACCAACCGGACCCUUCUUCUUCUUCUUCUUCUGCUCUUCCUGCUAUUCCUUGUGUAAAAUAGUCCUCCAGCUGAACAGGAAGUGAUGUCAGACGCCUCUCCUGCCCCCUGAUGGCAUUUAGUUUGUCUCAUUGGAUCAGAACCUGGAUUCUCUAAGUGCCCUUUUUGUUUGAACCUUGGGGUUCUGGGGGUUCUGUGGGGGGGGGGGGGGACUCUGUCUAUAGUUGAUCCUCUGCUCCCUCGCGCCGCCAUCUUGCUUCAGAUUCUUGAUGUUUACACGCGUUUACCCGACCCGGACCAGACGUACGGAAGCUCGUUACUGCCAGCAGAAGCAGGAAAUCCCAUUUCUGACGUUUCGUUAUUUACGCUGCCGUCGAUAAUCUGAGACCGAGGCAGAAAACUGGACCUGGACGGGAUUCUGGUCGCGUCUUUCUGACAACCUUCAGCUCCCAGGUGUUAGAAAAACGCUUCAUUUAAAUAACAUCCGUCAGAAAUACAGAUAAAAACAAUGAGCCGCUUGAUUUAAAGGCUAAAAGGUUUUAAUCCCCACAGCUGAAUAGAGCGUUUAUAAAAUAUCGCCAACAGGUCAGAGGAUUAUUGUGUAAAAAAAUACAAAUCUAAGCAUAAAUCAGAUUUUUAUUGCUAAGCUCAGAUAUGUUUUAGCACUUAGACUCGUUUUUAACGCUCUUAUUGUUAAUGUAAUGAAAUAUAAAUAAAGAAACGUGCUGAAAAUUUAACUUUAAAAGAAAAUAAGACUGUUUAGUGAUCGCGGCUCGGCAUGCAAUAAAAAAUAAAAUAAUUAAACAAAGUCGUCUUUAAAAAGAGAAAAUGGAAAAAUCAAAAUGAGAAAAGAAAUCUCUCUAAAACCAGCACUUCUGUUAUUAAAUUAACGAUUUAGUUUUUCACGUGAAAACAACAAAACGAAGACAAACGAACAUUUAUUGUAGAUUUAUCGUUUUUAGUCUUUGCUGUUCCACGAAAAUGUCGAUUUAAGCAAAAAUUAUUGACAUUUUGUCCGUUUAAUCCUUCAAAAAUAAUUAAUUUUUUUAAACGGCCAUGAUUUCCAGCUACAGGCGUUCCAUGUUGAUCCUUAGAUGUUCUACCUGACGGCCCAGCGGUGGUUCUGUUCUGGAGUCCAGAGGAAGAUUACCGGGCCGACCCACUGGAUGGUCUCACGGUUCCGUCUCUAGACGCACCGACGCUGUUUUAAUCCUUGGCGGUCGCGCCUCGCCUCGCCGUGAAGCUUCUGGACCCGUUUGGACCGGAACCGUUGCUCGUUCAGUGGCGUUUCUGCAGAUCAGGUCCGUUUCUGGGGGAACUGGUUCCGCCGUCGGCCCGUUUUUCCCGUCUCUGUUCUGGUUUUUGCUUCGCUGACGUCUCGGGUCGGACGGAUUCGUUUGCACUCAGCCUCCACACGUGUUCACAUACCUCAUUUUUUAAAAGUGUUUCUGUGUCCAAACAGACCCGAUUACCUCAGAUGUACAGUUCUGAUGUUUGACUAGAUCAAUGUGGACUUUCUUGGA